GUCCCAAUUAUUUAUCUAUGACUGUGAGUCGCACACAGUACUGACCCAUACACGAGAAAGAUGGAGGGAGCGAAGGAGGGGCAAUUUUACGAUUCCAUGGAGCCCAAGGAUCAAGGUAAACCCGCCAUGAAGAAACUUCUUCUCAUACUCAACUGCAUCCUAUUAUCCAUAGGCAACUGCGGCGGCCCACUGAUAAUGCGUCUUUAUUUCAUCCAUGGAGGCAAGCGAGUGUGGCUCUCGAGCUGGCUCGAAACCGGUGGCUUUCCGAUCAUCCUCCUUCCCCUCGCGUUCGUAUACUUCCAACGCCGCGCCACCAAAGGGUCGGGAACCGAGCACUUCUUCAUGAAGCCACCUCUGUUCCUUGCCGCCGCCUUCAUAGGAAUCAUCACCGGCUUGGACGACUACCUCUAUGCCUACGGAGUGGCACGCCUUCCCGUUUCGACCUCCGCUCUGAUAAUCGCCAGUCAGCUCGCUUUCACAGCGGGCUUCGCUUUUCUUCUGGUGAAGCAGAAGUUCACCUCGUACUCGAUCAACGCGGUGUUUUUGCUGACCGUUGGAGCGGCGGUCUUGGCUUUGCACACGAGUAAUGACCGUCCGAAAGGCGAAUCGAAUAAGGAGUAUCUUGCAGGGUUUUUAAUGACGCUGGGAGCAGCGGCGCUGUAUGGGUUUCUGCUGCCGUUGGUGGAGCUGACGUAUAAGAAAACGAAGCAGGAGAUGACAUAUUCGCUGGUGAUGGAGAUUCAGAUGGUGAUGUCUUUCUUUGCCACUCUUUUCUGCACAGUAGGGAUGCUGAUCAACAACGACUUCAAGGCAAUACCGAGAGAGGCAAAGGCAUUCGGACUCGGGGAAACGAAGUACUAUGUGGUGAUGGUUUGGAGUGCAAUUAUUUGGCAGACAUUCUUCUUGGGAGCAAUAGGAGUAAUCUUUUGUGCCUCGUCUUUACUCUCCGGUGUUAUAAUUGCUGUUCUACUCCCUGUGACAGAGAUCCUAGCAGUCCUUUUCUACCAAGAGAAAUUUCAAGCUGAAAAAGGAGUUGCUUUGGUGCUUUCUCUUUGGGGAUUUGCUUCAUUCUUUUAUGGAGAGAUGAAACACAGCAAGAAAAAGAAGAAGCAAACCCCAGAAGCAGAGAUGUCUAAAAUUCCUGGUCCAUGAUUACCCUCCG
Molecule: messenger RNA, 1162 nt
Organism: Juglans microcarpa x Juglans regia
Lineage: Eukaryota; Viridiplantae; Streptophyta; Magnoliopsida; Fagales; Juglandaceae
Product: purine permease 3
Exons: 2
Coding region: 61-1152 (363 amino acids)
Cellular component (GO): membrane
Molecular function (GO): purine nucleoside transmembrane transporter activity
Source: RefSeq, a predicted model, not a curated record